Messenger RNA from Strongylocentrotus purpuratus (purple sea urchin), 4074 nucleotides. RefSeq names its product elongation factor-like GTPase 1 (gene efl1). The coding region runs from base 163 to 3816 and encodes 1217 amino acids. Gene Ontology annotation, biological process: cytosolic ribosome assembly. Lineage: Eukaryota; Metazoa; Echinodermata; Echinoidea; Camarodonta; Strongylocentrotidae. The record is from RefSeq and is a predicted model, not a curated record. The transcript is spliced from 19 exons. Gene Ontology annotation, molecular function: GTP binding; ribosome binding; GTPase activity. Gene Ontology annotation, cellular component: ribonucleoprotein complex; cytosol.
UUUAUUUGUCUUAUCGACGCAGCCACUCAUCAUGCAGGCAUUUCACCAUUCUUGGUAAUCUAAAUAUCACUCUGAUUCGCGUUUUUUCGAUCGUAAUGAAGGUCAACAAUUAAUUGUACUGCGUUCUACAGGCUGAAUUGGUAAAGAAUUCAAGACAUAAUCAUGAGAUCAGUCUCAGUUCAGAAGCUUACCCAGUUGCAGAGUAAUGUAGACAAGAUCAGAAACAUCUGUAUCUUGGCACACGUUGAUCAUGGCAAAACCACCCUUGCUGAUGCUCUUAUCUCCAGCAAUGGAAUCAUCUCCACUCGUAUGGCUGGCAAGCUGAGGUACAUGGAUAGUCGUGAAGAUGAGCAGCUUCGAGGCAUUACCAUGAAGUCUAGUGCCAUCUCUCUCCUCUAUAGCAAUACUCCAGAAGAGGAAUACCUGGUGAAUCUGAUUGACUCCCCUGGACAUGUGGAUUUUUCGAGCGAGGUUUCUACUGCUGUCCGUCUGUGUGAGGGAGCCCUAGUGGUCAUCGAUGUUGUGGAAGGAGUCUGCCCCCAGACCCAUGUUGUCUUACGACAAGCCUGGUUAGAGCACAUCAAACCAUGCCUGGUCCUGAAUAAGAUUGACCGGUUGAUCAGUGAGCUCAAGUACACACCGAUGGAAGCACAUCUUCACCUGCAGCAGGUCUUGGAGCAGGUCAAUGCUGUCGUAGGAAACCUCUAUGCUUCACAUGUCCUUGAGAAGACUUCAAGUAAAACUGAAGACUCCGUCCAGACAAAAGAAGAAGUGAGUGGUGGAGAUGCUAAGGAAGGAGAGGAGCAGGUUUAUGAUUGGAGCGAUGGAUUAGAGGACACCGAUGACUCUCAUAUCUACUUCUCACCAGACCAGGGCAAUGUGAUCUUUGCCAGUGCCUUGGAUGGCUGGGGUUUCAGCAUUAACCAUUUUGCUGAGAUGUAUGCAAGCAAAUUAGGUGUGAGAGCGGACGUCCUUCGUAAGACUCUGUGGGGAGAUUUUUACCUUCAUACAAAGUCAAAGAGAAUCAUGAAAGGAGCUCAGGCUAAAGCAAAGAAGCCAUUGUUUGUGCAGUUUGUUCUGGAGAACAUAUGGUCACUCUAUGAGACAGUCAUCGUCAGGAAAGAUAAAGAGAAGAUGGAGAAGAUAGUGAAAUCUCUUGGAUUGAAGCUGACCCCACGUGACCUUAGACAUAAUGACACCAAGAUCUGUCUACAGGCCAUCUGUAACCAAUGGUUACCCGUCUCAAAAGCUGUUCUCUCCAUGAUAUGUUCUAAGCUUCCUAGUCCUACUGAUGUUAGUGAGGAGAGAAUAGAGAAACUCAUGUGUAGCAGUGGGCAGAGAUUUGAUUCCCUCCAUCCUGAUUCGCAACAACUCAAGCAAGCUUUUCAGAAGUCGACCUCUGAUGAUGAUGCCCCCGUGAUUGUUUACAUCUCAAAAAUGGUAGUUGUAGAUAGCAGUAUGCUACCACAAAACAGACAGAGACCGCUGACUAGUGCUGAGAUCCAACAGAGGAGAGAUGAAGCGAGGAGGAGGCAUGCAGAGAGACAGGCAGCAGCAGAGCAAGAGAAAGAAGGAGGAGGAGGAGGAGGAGGAAAGAAAGAUGACAAUGCUACUUCUAAAGUUGAAACAUCAGCUCCAGAAAUGCCAGAACCAAUAGACUUGAAGGUAGAGUCAGAAGAAAAGGAGGAGAAAAAGACGGGAGAGAUGUUUCUUGCAUUUGCAAGGGUCUUCAGUGGAACUAUUCGUAAAGGACAGAAACUCUUUGUUCUAGGACCAAGGCAUGAUCCUCAAAAGGCAUUGGCUGAGAUGUCAGAAAAUGGAGGUACUUUGUCUAACAGCAUGGAGUGCAGUCGAUACAUAGCUGAGUUUACAGUGGAUAGUCUAUAUCUUCUGAUGGGAAGAGAACUAGAACUAUUAGAGAAGGUCCCUGCUGGAAACAUAUUGGGUAUUGGAGGCUUAGAUGAGAUGGUGCUGAAGUCAGCGACCGUUUCCAGCAGUCUAGCUUGUCCAGCGUUCACUGAUAUGACCUUUGCUGCCCCACCCAUUGUCAGAGUAGCAGUGGAACCCAAGCAUCUAUCUGAUAUGCAGGCUCUGAUGAAAGGUAUGAAGCUGUUAAACCAAGCUGAUCCCUGUGUAGAGGUGUUUGUACAAGAGACUGGUGAACAUGUUAUCGUGGCUGCUGGUGAAGUACAUCUAGAGAGAUGCCUGGAUGACCUUAGAAAGAGGUUUGCCAAAGUCGAGAUUGAUGUUUCUCCUCCAAUCAUUCCAUUCCGUGAGACCAUCAUCCCGCGACCCAAGAUGGACAUGGUGAACGAGGUCAUAGACGAUAUCAACCAGGUACAUAGAAAGAUCCAAUCCAUGGGAAUUGACACUGAUGACAUCAGGAUAUUAAAGAACGGUUUGGUGGAGAUCAAGACCUCCAAUGAUGCUUGUACCUUCCACAUCAGGGCUGUCCCUCUUCCAGAAGCUGUCACAAGUUUGCUUGAGGAGAACGCAGAGUUGAUCAGGUUACUAGACCACCAUAUUUCAUCGCUGUUGUCUGGGAAGGCGAGCGAUCAAGCAUCAAGCACAGAACUUGCUCCGACGGUGAAAGCCAGUAUGCAGGAACUCAAAUCCAAGCUGGAGGAAGCCUUUAAUGCAGCUGGGAAGAAAUGGAGAGGAUGCCUGGAUGGGAUAUGGGCGUUUGGACCACGCCGAUGCGGACCCAAUAUUCUGGUGAAUAAGAUCGAAGACUACAAGAGGUUAUGUGUGUGGGACUGUUUGGAAAAAGGAGGGCUGAAGGAGGAGUGUGUCCUGAGGGAGUUUGAUAACAGCAUUGGGAGUGGCUUCCAGUUGGCAACCCUCGCAGGACCGAUAUGUGAGGAACCUAUGAUGGGAGUGUGUUUCCUUAUUGAGAAGUGGGAAAUGGACCAGUCCUUGAUGAAUAAAGGCCUUGUGGACAAAGCAAAUCUCAGGACUACCAAGAAACAUGACGUUGAUGUGGUGUCUGCAGGUUAUGGGGCUGAUGUACGUGAGAGCACAGAGAAGGAUGGAUCAACAGAAUCCCGAUUAGAUGAUAACAAAGAUACACAGUGCAAUAGCAGUAGUAAAAUGGCAUCCCAGCCUAGAACUAUAUCCAUCCCCAAAGGAAUACCAACAGGAGGUGUGAACAACCCUGAAGAGACUAGGAUAGGAUCCCUGACAUGUACCUCGCCUCUCUCAUCCCCGAUCCUCUCCUUCUCUCCCCUAGGCUCUCCACCCGCCUUUGGCUCCCCCUUACCCCACAGCCCUCUCCGGGGUUUUCACCCCUACCACAUGCAGCAGCAGGUGGUAUACGGCCCCCUCUCCGGUCAGGUGAUCUCUACCAUCAAGGAGGGAUGUCGUGUAGCCUUCCAGACACAGCCACAGAGACUCAUGGCGGCCAUGUACAAGUGUGAUAUCCAGGCCACAGCUGAUGUGCUAGGUCGGAUGUACGGUGUGGUGUCCAAGCGUAAUGGUCGCAUCUUGCAAGAAGAGAUGAGAGAGGGUUCUGAUGUCUUUGAGAUUGCAGCGGUGCUUCCUGUAGCCGAGAGCUUUGGCUUCUCAGAAGACAUCCGUAAGAAGACCAGUGGCUUAGCGAGUCCACAGCUGUUCUUCAGUCACUGGGAGGUGGUGCCCGGUGAUCCUUACUGGGAGCCGUCGACAGAGGAAGAGCUGCUCCACUUUGGGGAGAAGGCUGACUACGAGAACCAAGCCAAGAAGUACAUGAACGGUGUCCGGCGACGAAAGGGACUCCGCGUGGAGGAGAAGAUCGUCGAACAUGCCGAGAAACAGCGAACACUGAGCAAGAAUAAAUAGAUGCGAUUUUCACGCUAUUGUUUGUUGAGAGCCAGAGGGUCGAACACUAUACUCAACUAUAUGAGUUAACGCUCUUCUACUUUUAACUGUAAUGACUUUCUUGCAUGAUUAGGUACAGGGUCAAUGCCAUUCUGGCUCUGAGCGGACAUUACACCCAGAGAGAAGUUUAUAUUUUAAACAGUACCGGGGGGAUGUUUCAUAAAGCUGUUCAUAAAGUUACGCAUGAAUUUACGAAUGACUUAUAUGUGAAAAGCCAAA